Mesitornis unicolor (brown roatelo) is the source of this 666-nucleotide messenger RNA. Its product is annotated as 11-cis retinol dehydrogenase-like. The record is from RefSeq and is a predicted model, not a curated record. The annotation marks the transcript as partial. NCBI's taxonomy places the organism in Eukaryota, Metazoa, Chordata, Aves, Mesitornithiformes, Mesitornithidae. The transcript has 6 exons.
GCUAUCAACGAGGUGGCUUUGGGCAGCUCCAACGUCGUGGUCCUGCCUCUAGACAUGACAGACCCCAAUAGCAUCAAAGCCGUGGUCGGGAAGGUGCAGGAGGUGGUGGGAAGCGCCGGCCUCAACCUCCUGAUCAACAACGCCGGCACCACGCGGCGCAGCACCCUGGCCACCGAGACAGCAGAGAACAUGGCCAUGGUCUACUCCACCAACACCAUUGGGCCCCUGCAGACCAGCCAGGCGUUCCUGCCCCUGCUGAAGGAGGCGGCCGAGGCUGAAAGGCAACGUGAGAUGAGCUGCAGCAAAGCUGGCAUCAUCAACAUCUCCAGCAUCUUGGGCUCCAUCGAGGUGGCAGAGGCUUGGGAGGAGAGGCAGGACGUCUGCUACCGCUGCAGCAAGGCUGCUCUGAACAUGCUCACCAAGUGCCUGGCGCUGGAGUACGGAGGCAGUGGGAUCCUCUGCGUGUCCGUGGACCCCGGCCGUGUGACACCUCCCUUGGAACGGGGGACGGGCCCGGUGACGGUGGAGGAGAGCGUGCGGGGCGUCCUGCGGCUGCUGGGCCGGCUCUCGGCCACCAGCAAUGGCACAAUGGCCCCUUCUGGGCCUGGAGAGGGCAGAGCCUGCCCGGGUAAAGUUGGAGGCUCCCGGGACCCGGCUGGGAGCUGA